CAGUUACUCCUGCCGCCUGUAGGGGGAGCCGCUUGUUCCCUGAGCAGGAAGAUGUGCUGCACGGACGCGUCAAUUUUGGACGCGAUGGAACCGUUAACCGACGCCUCUGGAGUUUGUGCCGCUGUGAAGUAGCUGAAACUCAACGACAAGGUGGGAUCUCCUCGCUGUUUCCAUGGAUGAAGGCUGAUGUGGGGAAGCGAUGCGCCACCACUGGCUGCUCCUCGGGGCUUGCGGCUGGGUGCUGCUCAUUCUGAUGUUCGUUAGCAAGUUCAUGAGCUUCAGAGCUGUAGAUGACUAUGGAGAGAGAGCCGGGGGUCAGAGCUGGACUGUACCAGGCACCAAGGUGGUCAAACCCGUUCCUGUGUCCAGCCCAGAAAAACAAGCUCCAAAGCCAUCAGAUCAGCCUUCAGCAGCUCCCACAGUGGGCGAGUGGCAGUCAGUGGCUGAGAAGCGAAUCGAGCUGCUCUCCACCGCGUGUAAGAACAGCAGCCUCAGGAAUCUGACUCACGUCUCCAUCAGCAAGUUCGUCCUCGAUCGCAUCUUUGUGUGCGACAAACACAAGAUCCUGUUCUGCCAGACGCCUAAAGUGGGAAACACGCAAUGGAAGAAGGUCCUCAUUGUGCUCAAUGGAGCUUUCUCCACUGUGGAGGAGAUCCCAGAAAACCUCGUCCACGACCACGAGAAAAAUGGCCUCCCUCGCCUCUCGUCACUCUCUCCACAGGAAAUAACUCACAGAUUGAACUCCUACUUCAAGUUUUUCAUCGUCAGAGAUCCUUUCGAGCGUCUGAUCUCCGCCUUCAAGGACAAGUUUGUGAAGAACCCGCGCUUCGAGCCGUGGUACAAACACGACAUCGCUCCGGCCAUCAUACGGAAAUACCGCAAGAGCCACCGCGACAGCGACCUCGCCGCCUCCGGUCUGCACUUUGAGGACUUUGUCCGUUACCUGGGCGACGUGGAAGGCCGCCGCCGCAUGGACCGGCAGUUCGGGGAGCACAUCAUCCACUGGGUGACGUACGCCGAGCUGUGCGCGCCGUGCGAAAUCCACUACAGCGUGGUCGGUCACCACGAGACGCUGGAGCGAGACGCCCCCCACAUCCUCAGAGCGGCGGGCAUCGACGAGCUGGUGUCCUACCCGGCCAUCCCCCCGGGCAUCACCCGCUACAACAGGACCAAGGUGGAGCGCUACUUCUCAGGCAUCAGCAAGCGGGACAUCCGGCGUCUCUACGCCCGUUACCAGGGCGACUUCAGCCUGUUUGGCUACCCGAGCCCAGACUUCCUACUGAACUAAAAACGAUUUACACUAAUUAAAAGACACGUUCAUAUGAAAUCCUCAACAUCUUUUGGUUUACUAAGACAGGGGUGUAUUGUAGCUAACUGGACUGAUGUGACAGUGAGGCGUCACGUCUCUGCUCUUAUUUUAGACACAUUUUGUUGGAAUAACUGACGGGUUGUUGGUGUGUUGGGUGUAUGUGCAAUUCUGAGAAGUGCUAUCUAAUAAUAAUAACAUAUUUAACAGUGGGUUUUUUGGAGGGAGGUGAUGAGAUUCAGCUCAUCGUGUUGUUGCUAAACUGGUGGAAACACUUCAAUAUGUAGGUCAAAUACAGGUACAGAACUAAUGGAGAACAUGCUACUGUUAUAUUUAAUGUUUAUCCAUAUGUCCGAUGCUCUGUAGUGCCGGGAUACAGGCCCUUAAUCCUGUAAUGUAGCUGUUAUAUUGCACUGUUUGGAUCACGAUUCGUCCUGUUGUUGACAGUGCUUCUGUUGCUAUGAUGUAGACAAAGACGCCUGUUUUUGGACGAGAAAUGUGAAGGACCAGAAAAUAACCAUGAUAUUUUUCACGAAUGUUUCUAUGAGCUACGGAGCUUUUCACAUUUUUUAACCAUUGAUUCCUGCUUCCUCGAGGCAUCUUAAUGCUUUGUGAGACAGUAAACGACUCUUCCGGGAUCAAAAUGGUGUAAAAAAGCCGCACUUCUGGUUGCUCUGCCUUUAUUAAACCUGUUUAUGCCGCUACGUCGAAGGAAACUGGCGCUGGGUUUUAAAGGAUCAUUUUUCUAUCAGAAAUGUAACGUGUAAAUGUUCUUAACAUGACUUGCAGCUCAACAUUUGUAUUACAUGUUGCUAUUUAUAAUAUUAACUUGCUGUCUAGUGGCACAAACGGUGUGUCGGCUGUAAGACAGUACUGCCUCUACGUUGGGUUACAAGGUCAACACUAGUCGGUAAUAAAGUUACAUGUCAGUUACUGAA
Molecule: messenger RNA, 2244 nt
Organism: Acanthochromis polyacanthus (spiny chromis)
Lineage: Eukaryota; Metazoa; Chordata; Actinopteri; Pomacentridae
Gene: chst10
Product: carbohydrate sulfotransferase 10
Exons: 6
Coding region: 200-1288 (362 amino acids)
Biological process (GO): carbohydrate biosynthetic process; proteoglycan biosynthetic process
Cellular component (GO): membrane
Molecular function (GO): sulfotransferase activity
Source: RefSeq, a predicted model, not a curated record